This is a messenger RNA of Rhineura floridana, 478 nucleotides long. RefSeq names its product ribonuclease-like. Lineage: Eukaryota; Metazoa; Chordata; Lepidosauria; Squamata; Rhineuridae. The record is from RefSeq and is a predicted model, not a curated record. Bases 50 to 478 code for a protein of 142 amino acids. Gene Ontology annotation, molecular function: nucleic acid binding. The transcript is spliced from 2 exons.
GGGAAAUAUCAAAAGGACUGGAUACUCACUGAGCACCAAAGGGCCCACUAUGUCUCCCAAGGGCCUUGGCCCUCAGGCCCUCCUUCUCCUGUUUGUCCUCACAGUUGCCACCCUCUGCCCAAACAGCGAAGCCACAACUUACGGAGACUUUCUGAAAAGGCACUUGGACAACCCCAAGUCCGACUUCCAGAAUGACAACACCUACUGCAACCUGAUGAUGAGCCGGAGGAACCUGAACUGCCAGCGAGGCAACACCUUCAUCCAUGCCAGUGAACAGCAGCUCAUCUCCAUCUGCAAUUCCAGGGGGAAGGUCCUGGAGGGGAACCAAACCAGCAAGACCCUCUUCCCGAUCACCAUCUGCACCCUGUCAAAGGGCCCGAGGAGGGUCUUUUGCAGGUAUAAUGGGAAAAGCAAAAUCAGGAAGAUCCGGGUCACCUGCGAGAAGGGCCUCCCUGUCCACUAUAUUACCCAUGCUUAA